AUGGCUGCCAUCUUCCAAUCCCAGAAAUCUGCCCUCAUCACCGGCGCAGCAUCCGGCAUCGGCUUCGCCAUCGCCAGAGUAUGCCGCACCAAAGGCAUGCACCUGGCGCUCCUCGAUGUCGACACUGCCAAUCUGGAAAAUGCCAGAAAUGAGCUGUCUGCUCUCGACCCCUCCUUGAAAACAGAGAUCUACACUAUCGACGUCGGCAACCGGGACGCCUGGAAGGACAUCGCAAAGCAGAUCCGCUCGACAUUCCACGACCUCGAUCUUAUUGUCCUCAAUGCCGGAAAAUCAUACAAAGCGCAGAGUGGCCUGGCAGGACGACUAAAGCCAUGGGCCGAUGCCGAGUACUGGAAGAAGACAUUCGACACCAACGUCUUCGGCCCGCUGAACGGGCUUGAAACGCUCCUUCCGCUGAUGACUGCCUCAUCGCCAACUCCCAAAUCCAUCGUCAUCACCGGCUCCAAGCAAGGCAUCACGAACCCGCCUGGGGCCGCCAACCCGGCCUACAACGCCUCCAAGGCGGCCAUCAAGAAUUUAACCGAGCAUCUCGCGCAUGAUCUGCGGUCCGAUCCCGCUACGGCGCAUAUCUCGGUGCACUUGCUGAUUCCCGGAUGGACAUGGACUGGUCUUAUGGGAAACGUCGGGCCUACGGACGAGAGUAGCCUCAAGAAGAUGGAAGGGGCGUGGUUUCCGAGCCAGGUUGCGGAGGAGUUGGUCAAGGGAAUGGAGAAGGGGUCGUCUUACAUUGUCUGUCCCGAUAAUGAGACAGACAGGGCUUUAGAUCAAGCGAGGAUGCAGUGGGCGAGUGACGAUGUGGUUGAGGAUCGGCCUGCGUUGUCGCGAUGGGAAGACACGUGGAAGGGGAGAGCGGAGGAGUGGAUUCAGAACUUGAAACCAUCAGCAUCAGAUGCCGAUAUGAUAAGGGGUUGUUAUGGUUGUGGGUGUGCUCUAUCCUUGCCAGACGCUGCUCGUCAUUAUGCGGGAGGGUUCAUAUGUGCUGGUUCUCUCCUUGCUCACGGUGAAUGCCCGAAUACUCGAGCGAGAAUAACUGGCACACUAUGUACUGCGGUUGCCACGACCGGUGACCUCCUCGCAAGCUUUGACGACGACCUCCUGCAAAUUUUCGUCCCUUGUCACGUCAAGAGGUUCACCGGUCUUCCUUUUGGGUUCAAAAUAGGCCCCGGUGAGACUUUGAUCAUAAUCACCUUCGGCCAGCAUGACGUAUGUCUCGACACCAUCGUUCAGCUUGUCGGUGGCACCUUGGCCUCCUCGGCCAGUUUGCGGGUCUCUGCCAUGCUCGACAAGUCUGCAAUCAGCACGCCGGCAGCACCAGGGCAUUUUGCCUUGGCAUCCGCUGCGCGCUCUUGGUUACGCGCAUGA
Molecule: messenger RNA, 1383 nt
Organism: Aspergillus fumigatus Af293
Lineage: Eukaryota; Fungi; Ascomycota; Eurotiomycetes; Eurotiales; Aspergillaceae
Product: short chain dehydrogenase/reductase
Exons: 4
Coding region: 1-1383 (460 amino acids)
Cellular component (GO): intracellular anatomical structure
Molecular function (GO): oxidoreductase activity, acting on NAD(P)H, oxygen as acceptor
Source: RefSeq, a predicted model, not a curated record